AUGUCAGUAUCAGAAGAAGUUGGAAUUCCUCAAAUCAUCUUGGACACUCGUAAAGCCGCUUCGGGCGUAACUGGAGAAUCUGUCGAACCUAGACAAACACUCCCCACAGAAGAUAUGGAACCUAACCCUGCGAACUCAAUCCCUCUUCCACCCAAUAGACAAAAGUUGAUAGAUGAUGUGAUCGCCUUGUACUCUUGUCAACCUACUAUUGAGAGAGUAGCGAGAUAUGCCCCGGCUUGUGUUUAUGAUGAUCAAUUUGUUUAUGCCAAUGACCGAUACAAGAUGGCAGGACAAUGGUUUGGUCUUCCCAAACUUUUCCCCAAAUCCGAGAACGUAGCAUACGAGAUAGUUAAGAAUGAAGAUACUUUGAUUCAAUUUAGGAAUAAGCAAACAUGGCACUUCCACCUUAUCCCCAAGACGGCAACUAUCAAUGCUCUCGUAUCCAUCGUCUUGGACCCAGCUACUAAAGAUUCCGAUUUCCCUUUAAUCCUCUACCACAAGGAUCAAGCCAAUGAGAAGGACUACUCUCACGAAGGGUUCGGAUUCUCGUUCAAGAAGACUCAAGCUGAUAUGGUAUCCAAGUUGAUGUCUGACAAAGAAGUCAAACUCUUCAAGGGAGACGAAACUGCCGCUAAGGAACCAGUCAAGAAGUACGGUAGUGGUACUGCCGAAGCUCCUUUGGCUAAAGAUGUAUAA
Messenger RNA from Kwoniella botswanensis, 696 nucleotides. RefSeq lists its product as uncharacterized. The transcript has 4 exons. Lineage: Eukaryota; Fungi; Basidiomycota; Tremellomycetes; Tremellales; Cryptococcaceae. The record is from RefSeq and is a predicted model, not a curated record. Bases 1 to 696 code for a protein of 231 amino acids.